GCAAGCGGCUACUCUCGCCGGUCGUUUCAUGCAGCCGCAGUCCAUGUCGAACGCACCUAUUGGUUCAAACCGCAGUCAUCAUACACAAGAGGCGCUGGCUAGGAAACUGACGUUAGCCUGAAGUUAGUCAGCCUCUCAGCUAGCCAGCCAGAGAGGCUGUCGUAUAACAUAACAUUUCUAACAAGGGGAGGCGACAAAUAAGGAAAACAAAGAAGUUGUUGCGUCCAUUUGAACAUCUUGGUUGUCUUUCACCAUCAAGUCAACUACGUGGAAACAGUAAAUAUCGAGUUUGAAAGGUGGACCACUCACUGCGUUGUUGCUCCUGGUAACCGGUAACCAUGCCGUUCCCGUUUGGCAAGUCCCACAAGUCACCGGCGGACAUCGUGAAGAACCUCAAGGACAACAUGGCGGUGCUGGAGAAACAUGACCUAUCUGACAAAAAGGCUGAGAAGGCCUCAGAGGAGGUGUCGAGGAGCCUGGUGCUGAUGAAGGAGGUGUUGUACGGCACCAGCGACAAGGAGCCCCAGACGGAGGCUGUGGCCCAGCUGGCCCAGGAGCUGUACAACAGUGGCCUGCUCAGCUCCCUCAUAGCACAUCUGCAGCUCAUAGACUUCGAGGGUAAGAAGGAUGUGGCUCAGAUCUUCAACAACAUCCUGAGACGGCAGAUCGGCACACGCACGCCCACGGUGGAGUACCUCUGCACCCAGCAGAACAUCCUCUUCAUGCUGCUGAAGGGGUACGAGGCGCCAGAGAUCGCGCUGAACUGUGGCAUCAUGCUGAGGGAGUGCAUCCGCCACGAGCCGCUGGCCAAGAUCACGCUCUCCUCAGAGCAGUUCUACGACUUCUUCAGAUACGUGGAGAUGUCCACUUUUGACAUCGCAUCGGACGCUUUUGCCACUUUCAAAGAUCUACUGACGAGACACAAACUCAUGAGUGCAGAGUUCCUGGAGCAGCACUAUGACCGGUUCUUCAGCGAAUAUGAGAAGUUGCUUCACUCUGAGAACUACGUCACUAAAAGGCAAUCUCUUAAGUUGCUGGGAGAACUUCUCCUGGACCGACAUAACUUCACCAUCAUGACGAAAUACAUCAGCAGACCAGACAAUCUGAAGCUCAUGAUGAACCUGCUGAGAGACAAGAGCCGCAACAUACAGUUUGAGGCGUUCCAUGUCUUCAAGGUGUUCGUGGCCAACCCCAACAAGACCCAGCCCAUCCUGGACAUUCUGCUGAAGAACCAGAACAAGCUCAUCGAGUUCCUCGGAAAGUUCCAGAAUGACAGAACGGAGGACGAACAGUUCAAUGAUGAAAAGACCUACCUGGUCAAACAGAUCAGAGACCUGAAGAGACCUGCACCCCUGAACGCCUGAGUGGGGGCGGGGGGGGACAUCUCCCCCUGAGUGGGUGCGGGGGGCGGUGGGG
Molecule: messenger RNA, 1416 nt
Organism: Hypomesus transpacificus
Lineage: Eukaryota; Metazoa; Chordata; Actinopteri; Osmeriformes; Osmeridae
Gene: cab39
Product: calcium binding protein 39
Exons: 9
Coding region: 339-1364 (341 amino acids)
Biological process (GO): intracellular signal transduction
Molecular function (GO): protein serine/threonine kinase activator activity
Source: RefSeq, a predicted model, not a curated record